Molecule: messenger RNA, 2177 nt
Organism: Candoia aspera
Lineage: Eukaryota; Metazoa; Chordata; Lepidosauria; Squamata; Candoiidae
Gene: FSCN3
Product: fascin actin-bundling protein 3
Exons: 7
Coding region: 535-2112 (525 amino acids)
Biological process (GO): establishment or maintenance of cell polarity; cell migration; actin filament bundle assembly
Cellular component (GO): microvillus; actin cytoskeleton; ruffle
Molecular function (GO): actin filament binding; protein-macromolecule adaptor activity
Source: RefSeq, a predicted model, not a curated record
CAUCAGAAACUUCUUGGACACAUUGCUUGCAUCCACACAAUGAAGUCCAGUUGCUGAGUUAGCCCAUUUUCUAAAUUUUCAGAAAACACUGAAUCAUAAACUAAUCAAGUGGUCAGUCUCUGUUCGGGAAGUUAAGGUCUUCUCUGCAGGCAUCAGCACAAGAAUCCUUGGCUGCAGUUACAUCCCAGGUCACCAGGAUGUAAGAGUGCCUGAGAACUUCUGGAGGCCCCUGAAAGCCACCCGAUCACAGCAGCUAAUUCAACCUAAGGGUCAAAUUAAAAUUAUUGAAGGGUGCUGCUAUGCCACAUUGCCGCCACCACCAUCCAAGAGUUUGCAAACUGGGUCUCUUGGGUAGUGGGCAUGGAAGUAUGGAAGGAUUUUCUGCUUGAGAGGACAGGGAGGGGCUCCUCUGGAAUGCAAAGGAGGUUUGGGAGUCCAGAAGGGCAGCGAAAAGCCGGGCAGUCCUACAGCUCCUGCAUUAUGAUGUAGCAGGGAUCACAAAGGCCAGAGUUGCCAGGGGCUUCUAGUCCUGGAAUGCUGGAAAGCUCCACUUGGAGGGCCCCCCAGUGCCAUCAGAAGGGCUGGCAUGGGCCCACUCGCCAGAGCCUGGACCAAGGGAGACCCAGGGGGUGUCUGCCAUUCCUGUUCUGCUCUUCUGGCAUGCAGAUUGGGCUGGUCAACUGGACAGGGGGGUAUCUCACCAGCGAGUGCUAUGGGGAUGGUGUCAGUGUCCUGGGGAGCUCGCUGGGAAAGAAACAGACCUGGAAGCUGAGGGUGACCACUGAGCAAGGGAAGUGGAGCGUGGUGGCACUGAUUGGGCACCAAGGGCAGCAUCUCCUGGUGGAAGCGGAUGGCACGGUGCGUUGUGGGCAACCAGCGACAGACAAGCAAAGCCAGUUUCUGCUGGAGGUACAUCCAAGCGGGGCUUGGACCCUCCAGCAGGUGGAGAGCAAGAAGUUCUUGGAGUCUGAUGGCGAGGACGUUUUCUGCGUGGCCCGAGGCCUGACUGCCCACCACCUGUGGAUGCCUCAAUUAGCUGAGCAUGUGCAUGUGGCCCUCUUCAAUCCCAGCAGCCAGCUCUAUGCCCGGACUGACCCAGAACUGAACCGGGUUUGGGUGGAUGCCCCUGUGCCCUACCUGGAGGAAUGCAGCUUCCUCCUGAGGUUCAGGAAGGGGACUUGCCACCUGGAGACCUCCAAUCACAAGUUUGUCUCCAGAGCAGAGAAACUAGCCAAGACGCCCUCCGCAGAGACAGCCUUUCACCUGAACCUGAAGCCUGGCUGCCUGGCGUUCCUCACGGACAUGGAGGGGCACAUCUUGUACCCUCAGGGCAGCCGGGGGCUCCUCUGCCUUGGGGACCACCCAGUGGGGGAUGAGGAGUGGUUUGUCAUCAAGCGGUGUCCGCAGUGGGUCAGCCUGAAGACAAGAGCCAACAGAUAUGUCGGCGUCAUUUCUGACUCCGAAGUCUAUGCUGGUUCUAAGACGGUGACCCCCCUGUCCACGUUCCUCUUCGAAAUGGACCCUGAUACCCAAACGGUGCAGCUAAAAGGCAUUCACCACAAGUACCUGGCUCAGAGACAGUUCAAGAACGUGAUGGCCAAUGGGUAUGCCAAGGAGGCGGAGACCAGGUUCCAGGUUCUCUGGCAUUAUGGGAGAAUCUUCCUGAAAGCUCCUGGGGGUCACUACCUGGGAACCCUGCCAAUUGGAUUGGUGGUUGCUCGAGCUGUGCAUCCAGGGCCCAAUGAGGAGUUUGUGCUGCGCUUCGCCAAUCGCUCUUUCCUGGUGCUGCGGGGGCGCUAUGGCUACGUGGGGAGUUCCACCUGCCAAGAGACACUGCAGUGCAACCUUCUGGAGCCAGACCCUGUGGACAUCCUGCCUUGCAAGCAUGGGGUCUACCACCUCCAAAGCCGCGGGAAGAGCUUUUGGUCCCUGACCCCGGAAAGGACCUUCAGUCCUUGGGGGAAGUUUGCCUUGAACUUCUACUUGGAGAUCCAAGGGAAGAAUCUGCUGGCCAUCACAGCCCCCAAUGGCUACUAUCUGCGUGGGGAUCGGGAGGGUAGCCUCAUAGCCGACAGCGAGGAGAUAACCCGAGACUGCCUUUGGGAGUUCUAGCCUAGGAAAGGCCCUUGUGUGAAAGAAGGCACCCCAGCAGAGGUGGCGGAGCAGCUGUCUGUCUG